Molecule: messenger RNA, 1292 nt
Organism: Lethenteron reissneri (Far Eastern brook lamprey)
Lineage: Eukaryota; Metazoa; Chordata; Hyperoartia; Petromyzontiformes; Petromyzontidae
Product: CD166 antigen-like
Biological process (GO): heterophilic cell-cell adhesion; homophilic cell-cell adhesion
Cellular component (GO): adherens junction
Source: RefSeq, a predicted model, not a curated record
UGCACACACGCGCACACCUUUAAAAUGUUUCACAUCUUUCCGGCUUGCCGGGCGGUCACUUGAGUUAGUCCCAACACGACGUUUCUGACACCGGGAAGUUGUUCACAAAGACGGAAUUCUGAUCAUCAGCAAAGCAGCACUUAUUGGCCCUAUUUGUUUAGGGGCACCUUUAACUGGAGUCAAUGUUCACUCUGCGCACGUGAAAGGGCCAUGUUGAAUGUAGAUACGCUGUACGCGUUAAAAGGAUUGUCGCUGCCUUCACGAAGCCGUUGUUGUUGAGGGUGUGAAAAAAAGGUAACAACUCAAGUGACACUUUGGACAACUGAAGAUGUUUGACCGAUUAAAUACCUGGGAGCCCUGGGCUCGUAAGAUAGUUGUUCGAACAUGCGGCCCUCCGCUCCUGCUGCUGCUGCUCAUAACACCGCCACAGUGCUUGGUUGAAGGUGGCUCAUUUCAAGUUUUUGUGGAAGAUACCAUUGUUGCACCAUCGGGUACAGACUUGAAAAUAAUAUGUAGGGCGAAUGUAGACGUAGAAAAAGCAGCUCUUCAGUGGUACAUUAUGACAGCUGAAGGAAGAAAGAGGGUGUACUACAAGAAAGGACACCUGACCUACCCAUCUGAUAACCAAGUCUACCGCAAUCGGCUCUCAAUUGUCGAUGACUUCUCACUUUUAGUGAGGAAUGUAAUUCCGCUGGAUGAGCGGGAGUUCAUCUGCAGCAUCACCUUGGGCAGAACGGAAGCCAAUUCAACCCAUGUUAAAAUCUGCGCAUUUCCCGAUCUGAAAUUGUCUGAAAGUACACAUCCACUAUUCAUUGACAACACAUUUCAAAAAGUCGCAGACUGCGUUGCUGAAGGAUAUCCUCAGCCCGAACUUGCUUGGUUUAAAACGUGGAAACGAAUCUACGAAAGCAGAGAUGUGGAGAUCAAGACGGAGGUGUCGAGGAACGAUAUUGGAAUGUUCACAGUGAGCUCCGUGCUGAAGAUCCGACCCCAGGAGACAGGCACAACGAGCCCGUUCCACUGCUCGAUCAUGACCCCUGACGGAGCCGUAGAAUACAUGUCCUCGAUAGACAUACGACUAACCUGUGAACAGUACGUUUACUGCUAUAAUAUGAACUAUAAGUGAUAUCUUGGCCCGAGGUCGUGGAUAAGGAUGUCAAAAAAAUUGUUGUUUGGCCAGGGUCAGUCCUGGGUUCAGAAAGGGUGUCCUGGUAUCCCAAAGCUUGUGUGAAAUUAAGAUGUUUUUUUGCUGGUUUAAAAUGAUGCGUAUUUAGACCUCACCAGACACUGAA